AUGUCGCGGCCCGCGACAAGCUCCAAAGAACCUCUCUUUCUACGGGACUCGUCCGAAGACCCCGAGUCCUGCUCCGACACAGAAGAACCCAAGCUCACUGUCAGUGAGCUGGAGCGCCGUUUGAGCAAGCAAAGCAAGGAUCUCACCGCAAAGUUCAGGCAGAUGCUCAAGCGGCCGAAGCCUGUUCAGAGGGAGAUCGAGGAGUUGCGGAAGAAUCUGAGGGGCGUGAUGGAUCUCGAAGAGUGGGAGACGGCGUCGGAUGCCGACAUCCUACGCAAAGCCGUCGAGGCCGUCAGCAACUACAAGGCCCUACGCUCUAGGCACCGGACUCUCCUCGAGACCAAGAACGAGAACGAGGCGCUCGCUGCUGCCGACCGCAAACGGCUGGAAGAAACAGAGUUGAGAUUGUUGAAGGCCAAAGAAAGAAUAAAGGGCUUGUCGGACACGCUAGAUCACUAUAGAGCGACGGAGAAAGAGUUGCAACGCGACUUAAGAAAGGCGGGCUGGCUUCGGCGAUAUGAUUGA
This is a messenger RNA of Peniophora sp. CBMAI 1063, 525 nucleotides long. The record is from the annotation of a GenBank genome assembly. Lineage: Eukaryota; Fungi; Basidiomycota; Agaricomycetes; Russulales; Peniophoraceae.